AUGUCUGAUAGAGUACUGUUUGUGGACCAAAAGCUAAAGCGUAAGAUGGAGGAUCGAGAGGAAUUACUGACCCUGAGGCUUGGCUACAACAACACUUCCAAACACUUGAAGGCAUAUGAGGUUUCAGGUAAUUCUUCUUCAAAACAUGUUGAAGAGAGCCAAUACUCCUGCAAUUACUGCGACAUGAAGUUUCCCAAUUUUCAAGCUCUUGGGGGACAUCAACAUGGCUACGCCCACAAGUAUCAGAGAACCCUCUUAACAUGGGGGAAAGAUCUCAGCCUGAAGCCUUAUGAGAUUGAAUCUCAUGCUCCUGAUAAUGCAUUUCCAAUGAAAAAUCCUUCAUUCCAAUUCAAAUCACCCCUUGAUCAUCUUGAUUAUGCAACCAUGUUGAAGCGUUUUAUGCACAGGCCUAGGAGUGACAUGUCUUCUGGGCCUCUUGGACAAGGUAGUUAUGCUAACCAUGCAGGGCCAAACACGUCCUUCACUGCAUCACCCCAAUUCGGGGUGAAUCCUUUACUGGGUGGAGGUGUUGGUGGAAUUCCACAAAGAUUGAACCAUGUGGUGGAUCUGCAGAAACUUAAUCAGGUUCCACCAUUUGUAGAGGGUGAAGCUCACAGAAUUUUUCAAGGUGCUCCUCUUGAAGGCCUUCAGGAAGAGGAGCUUGAUUUGUCGCUCACUCUUAAAAGGUAG
Molecule: messenger RNA, 690 nt
Organism: Lotus japonicus
Lineage: Eukaryota; Viridiplantae; Streptophyta; Magnoliopsida; Fabales; Fabaceae
Exons: 2
Coding region: 1-690 (229 amino acids)
Biological process (GO): negative regulation of abscisic acid-activated signaling pathway
Source: RefSeq, a predicted model, not a curated record